AUGCAGCAUGAUGGUGCCAGGCUUUCAAAGCUAAAAGAAAUUUUCAAAAGAGCGGUCCAGGAAAUAAUGAAGGAGGAGCAAGCUGUGAAGUCUCUAAUACUGUCGCCAACAUUCAGAGACUCGUUCUUUAGUGAAACUACAAUGCAGAUGUCUCCAGAAGAUGUAGGCAAGCUGUUCCAAGAUAUAAAGGCAAGAUUUACAGAAGUGUUUAAGGCAAAAAUAAGACAAACAAAUCUGGAUUAUAAGCUCAACAAUCUUGAUAAGGAUAUAAAAGAUGGCCGAAUGAGCUAUAAAGACAUAAAAAACGGAGAAUAUAUCGAAGAGAUUCUUGAAUCCAACAUUGUUGAUAAAAAGGAGGAGCUUGUAAAAUUUAUUGAAAAGGAAAUAUGCGAGUGUGAUCAAGGCAUUGUGAAAAUGCAAAAUGAAGUUGCUGAGCUGAAGGCCAAUCUGAAGCUCUUAGAAUAUGAGAACGAAGAGUGCGAAAGAGAAUAUCAGAUGCUAGUAACUGAAAUAGAAUCAAUUAUACAUGAUUAA
Molecule: messenger RNA, 534 nt
Organism: Vittaforma corneae ATCC 50505
Lineage: Eukaryota; Fungi; Microsporidia; Nosematidae
Exons: 1
Coding region: 1-534 (177 amino acids)
Source: RefSeq, a predicted model, not a curated record